Molecule: messenger RNA, 5517 nt
Organism: Oreochromis aureus
Lineage: Eukaryota; Metazoa; Chordata; Actinopteri; Cichliformes; Cichlidae
Product: metal transporter CNNM1-like
Exons: 10
Coding region: 1-2694 (897 amino acids)
Biological process (GO): magnesium ion homeostasis; transport
Cellular component (GO): plasma membrane
Molecular function (GO): transmembrane transporter activity
Source: RefSeq, a predicted model, not a curated record
AUGGCUGCAUCCGAUGCGGCCGCGCGAUACCGAGCCGUCUCCCUGCUCUGCUGCGGGGCUCCGCUCUCUCUGAGCCGGCUGCUCCUGCUCCUCUGCGCCUGUUCGCUGCUGCCAGCCCCGGCACUCGGCUUGCUCGGCUUCCGACCAGAGGAGACCGGGGCGGAGCUGUCCGUGGAGGACGGGGUGCUGAAAGCCACCGAGGGGACUCGCUUCAUACUUCGGGUGUACUAUUCCACCUCCUCGCAGAGACUCAACCGUGCUCGUGCCAACAACGCCGCGCCCUGGAUCGCCUUCAUCGAAGAGCCAGCUCCCGGCAGAGAGGGGCAAGUUCACCCGAAGCGGAACAUGUGCAUGGACAAGAACGCCAGCACCUCCGACAUCGAGGUUUUGGGCUCUUUCAAGUCUGCUUCCAGUCAGAACUCGGUGCUGGUGGAGCUGCUGGCCAAAGACCUGAGGAGAGGGGAGAAGAUUAAAUAUUAUUCCAUGUGCGCCUUUGACGGAUCCAAAUGGGAACACUACCGGACGAGAGAUUUCUGGGUGGCCGUGAAGGAGCGCUCUGCAGUGCCGGAGCUCUGGCUGCAAGUGCUGGUCUCCGUCCUCCUGCUCGGGCUGUCAGCUCUGUUCAGCGGGCUGAACUUGAGCCUGCUGGCGCUAGAUCCAGUGGAGCUACAGGUCCUCCAGAACAGCGGCACCGACACCGAGCAGAACUACGCGCGGAAAAUCGAGUCUGUGCGUCGGCACGGUAACUACGUCCUGUGCACUUUACUGCUGGGGAACGCGAUCAUAAACGCCUCGCUCGCCGUGUGGAUGUGCCAGAUACUGGGCAUGACCUGGCUCUCCACGGUCAUCUGCGCCUUCGGGAUCUUCUUCAUCGGGGAGAUUCUUCCACACUCGGUCGCAUCGCGCCACGGCCUGGCCAUCGCGUCCAAAACCAUCUGGGUGACACGGCUGCUCAUGGUGCUCUCCUUCCCCAUCUCAUACCCCAUCAGCAAGCUGCUGGACCUCAUCCUAAACCAGGAGAUUUCCAACUUCUACACCAGAGAAAAACUCCUGGAAAUGCUGCGAGUCACUGACCCGUACCACGACCUGGUAAAAGAAGAGCUCAACAUCAUCCAGGGAGCACUAGAACUGCGCACCAAAACCGUGGAGGACGUCCUGACCCCGCUGACCGACUGCUUCAUGCUGGCCUCGGACGCGGUGCUGGACUUCAACACCAUGUCCGAGAUCAUGCAGAGCGGAUACACGAGGAUUCCGGUAUUUGAGAACGAGAGAUCCAAUAUUGUGGACAUUCUGUUUGUGAAGGACCUGGCGUUUGUGGACCCGGACGACUGCACCCCCCUGAAGACCAUCACCCAGUUCUACAAACACCCGCUGCACUGCGUCUUCAACGACACUAAACUGGACGCCAUGCUGGAGGAGUUCAAGAAAGGCAAGUCCCACCUCGCCAUCGUGCAGCGCGUUAACAAUGAGGGUGAGGGUGACCCUUUCUACGAGGUGAUGGGCAUCGUGACCCUGGAGGAUGUCAUUGAGGAAAUCAUCAAAUCAGAGAUCUUGGAUGAGACAGAUCUCUACACUGAUAAUCGCACAAAGCGUCGUGUUUCUCAUCAUGAGCGAAAGCAGCAGGACUUCUCCAUCUUCAAACUGUCAGAAAAUGAGAUGAAAGUGAAGAUUUCCCCCCAGCUUCUCCUGGCAACACAUCGUUUCCUCUCCACAGAGGUGGAGCCCUUCAAACCAACACACAUCUCAGAGAAGAUCUUAUUGAGGCUCAUCAAACACCCCAGUGUUGUUCAAGAACUCAAGUUUGAUGAGAAGAACAAGCGAGCCUCUCAGCACUUCCUGUUCCAGCGCAACAAACCAGUGGACUAUUUCAUCCUAGUGCUACAGGGUCGAGUUGAAGUAGAGUUUGGUAAGGAGGCACUGAAGUUUGAGAAUGGAGCGUUCUCUUAUUUCGGGGUCCCAGCCAUCAUGCCAGCAGUCCACAGAUCGCCCUCUCGUAGCAGCGGUUUGGACCGCUCUGAGUCGAUGCUCUAUGGGGGAAGUAUGAGCCAGCUGAAUGGAGGGGGGAAUGUCUACCUGCCAGACUACUCUGUAAGGCAGCUCACUCACCUUCAGCUCAUCAAGAUCACCCGGAGUCACUACCAGAAUGCAGUAACAGCUACCCGGAUGGACAGCUCCCCUCAGACCCCUGAUGCUGACACCCAUCUGACAGAAAGCAACUCCCCAACCCCCGGGCCUCCAGCACCAGAGCCCACCACCACCACACUGAUGCCCCCAGAGCACACUACUGCCACCCUUAUGCCCCCACCCAGGGAGACCAGUCGGCCCAGUUCAGCCCGAACCCGGGGACAGCAGUCCAGUGUACCGCACAGCACCUCCCUGCUCAAUGAGAAGAACCGCAUUGUCCGCAGCAAGUCUGAUGGCCAGAAGAGUCCGAGUGAUUCGGUGUUUCUGAGGAUGGAUGAGAUCCCCUACAUCAGAGAGGACAGAUGUGAGCCUGACAGACAUGCUGACAUGGCCUCUGUUCCCAUAGAAACGGACACAUCCCCUUUCAUCAGCAGCCUGUCGCUGAGUGGUUCAGAGGACACACUGGGCAAGAAACUGCUGCUCAAACUAAGCCACAAGAAGAGGAAAAAAUCUCGUGAAGGGGAAAAGACACCAGAGGACAUUUCAGAGCAGCCACUGGUGAAAACCUAGCAGACUGUGUGUGAAACAGACCUGAAUACACUCCAUCAUGUGAUGGUUCUUUAAGCUGUUUGUAAAGACAAAUGUGGCUGCUGAAUUACAGCUCUCAGAGUUUUAUCUGAAAACACACUCCAAAAGCCCGCACUGUUGGAGACCGUAAAGUGGGCCUGUUUCCAGGAAUGCACAGAACCUGUGGGUGGAAGACACCAUUCUAACAAGAAGUGGGGGUGCAGCUUUAGCAACAUGCACCAAACCCUCAGCUCUUUAAUUCACUGUAUCAAAAAACACAAGCUUCAGCACUAUGCCAUGGCUUCUCAUCUCCAGGCUCUUGUGUGGAUGCACAUGUAUAAAGAAAAGACUGUGAAUGUAAAAGAUUUAUAGAAAAAUAGUUUUUUUUUUUUAUACUACUCACGUAAGACUACUUCUUCAAUGGAGCUAAAGACACUGAUGUUGCACGGGAAACAGAGGGAAGACACCAAAGAUGUUGCUGUUUUGUACGUACUGCUCCAAAAUGCACAAGUGAAAUUAUAGUAAAGGUUCUUUUAAAGGCUGCCUGAUUAGCACCCAUUAUGUAAUAAUUAGAGUUUCAGCCUACAGUGCAGAAAUAUUGUCUUUUUGCAUUUUAUUUGUUAACACUUGCAUUUCAUAUGCAGUCAGUCACAAAUUUUUUCCACUAGUCGCUCACAAAAUGUGGUCACACUGGGGAAUAGUUAAAUAGCAUACAGCGAUUUCUGAUGGUAUGGAGGCCCAGAAGUGCCAACAGAAAAAAACAAAGAAAGAACAAAAUGAAAACAUCAUCAAACAUUGCUGAUGCUUGUGUGGUGUAGGCUAUUACAGCAGCGAAUUUAUAUCCAUAGUUUUAGAUGAAUGGCAUGUUCGAAUAUAAUUUGAACCUUUCGAUGUGCCCACGUGUUUCUACCCAUGUGGUGAAUCAAUUCAGUAGAUGAAGAGAAAUAUAUGGUUAUGAUAAUAUAUUUUUCAACUGCAUGUGGGUAUUACGAUUGGAGCUCUAAACAAUCGCUGAGUCUGAGAAUCAUUUAAGUGUCUGUAAAACGUGGGCUGGAGACAAAUCUACUAACUGUUGAGUGUCGAACACAAAGUCAUUCCCUGUCUUGCUGAGAGCGAUUAGCUCAGCUUGGCCUAAAUCCUGGAGUCUGGCGCAAUUUGCUUUAAGCGGCUAAAAUCAGUAUUUUGUUGUGGUAACAAUAAAACAUCCCAUGCAGAGGUGUUAGCAAAGGGCUAGUGAGCAUUUAGACUCAAAACGCUGGUAGACACUAUGGCCAAAAAAUGGCCACCACGAUGUCAUCUAUUUGUUAGAGAAGUCUCAUUGUUGGGGGUUAUGCGGGUUUCAUGGAAGUCAUGUUUUAAACUCAUGGCUGAGAACAUCAGGAAAGUGGUUUUUUGGAAAUAAUCCAGCAUUUAAAUAUUGUUCUGCUCUGAUGUUUGCUACAUGUGCUGCAGGCAGUGCUGAGUGUAAGAGAAACAGUGGCAGCUGAGCCACAGAGCCAAAGACCACACCAGGCAGUGUUCUGGCUCUAAUAUAAGAGGAUGUAAUGAUUAUAUAACUCUCCUUAAACGUUGUUAGCGGAGGUGGAGGAGUGUCUUUAAAAGGCUUUGUUUGUUUUUCUUUUUGCUGCAUGUAUCCACCUACAGUUUGUAUGACAGCAGUGCUGAAAACACCCAGUGCCACACAGUUUGUGGAUGACGUCAUUGCUUGAAAUCAUGCUCCUUCUCGGUUUUGAUAGUUGAGACAUGUCGCUUUUUUGAUCACUUUCAUGAAGUAUAAUAUCCUGCCACUCUUAUUGUGUAGGAAAAUGAUUCAGUCAUAAUAGCAUGCAGGCCCUGGAGGUUUACUGCUGACUGUCUGAAGGCCCAAAUCAUUCAGGUUUUUCCUGAUCUGUGCAGAGCUGCCUCUGAACCUGCGCUCUCUGUUUGUCUACAUGGUGCAGCAGGGAUGGGAUGGAUGGGUGUGGCACUGUCUCACUGAGGUUCAGGAUCAGAUUUGUGCCACUGCAGCACAGACCUGGAGCAGGAGGAGGAGGAAGGAAUGUGAAAAAAAGGAAAAUGCACUUAAAGGCCUAAAGUUUGAUGUCAGACUCACCAAUACAGUUUUGUUUCCUGACUGAAGCCACUUUGCUGCAUUACUUUGUAAAAUGUUAUCGUGCUGCAUCAUCUGCACUUAAAAACUCUACUUGCAUAAUUGGGGGAGGAUUAAAUUCCUUGAUUUGUUUAAAUUGAAUUUUGAAAGACAGUCAACAAAUUAGUGAGAAGCAAUAGCGUCAAACAGCCUCGCCCAGCAGUACAAAUUCAUAUUUAGGAAGUAGUGGGAGGGGUGCUUUUUAACUCUGCUCAUUGGUUAAUGUAAUAGGAGGCCAGGGAGAGAGAAACAUCCCUCCUGGGUACAAUACAUGAAACCUGCUGAGUCAUUUUGCUGCAUUGGGGCACCAGCCUCAGCCAAUCAGCAGCAUCCUUUGAGGUCAAAUCCAGACAAUAACAGAUUCUGCUGCAGGACGUUGUUGAUUUGUUAGGUCAGUUCAUGCUUCCUGCUGUACAUCUAUUUGAGCUUUGGAGAUCAAGAUGCACUCAUAACAUGUCUGAGAUCUGUUCUGUAUAUUCACUGUUUCUGCUAUGAGACAAAGUAACGUCAGCUGAUCAGUGCAAAUUUGUUCUCAGCUGUUUUCACUGUAUUUUCUAACAGAAGGAGCCAAGUUGCAGACAUGUACAGACAGGAUUUCCUUGGAAAUAUGAGUUUAAUACUUGUAAUAUAGAAAAGCAACUAUGUGAUGUUUUUUGUAUCAGAAUAUACAAAAAUACAGAGUUCCACAAAAUACUGAA